AUGUCGCCGGUCAGUGACCUUGUCGAUGUUCUCAUUAUUGGGGCCGGGCCCGCUGGCUUAACAGCGGCAAAUUGCUUCAAUGGUACCAACCUGAGAGUCCGAGUAAUUGAUAGGAAGGAUGGCCCGGAGAAGGCGGGUAGAGCCGACGGACUCAAAAGCAUAUCCCUCGAAAUAUUAGAUACAUUUGGUAUCGGUGACACGAUUCUCAAAGAUUCGCAGAGAUGCGAAGAGAUUGUUCUUUGGAAUCCUGACAAGAAUGGCGUCAUUAAAAGAACGAUGACAAUUGCGGACAAGGUCGAAGAACUGAUGAAACCACGAGAAGUCACGCUGGACCAGGGACGAAUUGAAGCCGUCAUGGGUGAAAAUCUCCAAAAACAUGGGAGUGUCAAGAUUUCCUGGAACACUCAGCCUGUUGACGUGAAACUUGACUCUAGGCUUAAAGAUGACCCGGAAUCAUACCCGAUCACAGUGACUUUGCAAAACAACGCAACAGACACUAUAGAGACGAUUUGUGCAAAGUAUGUGAUCGGAAGUGACGGUGCUCGGAGUUGGCUGCGCAAGCAUCUCAACAUCAAGUUCACGGGAGAUCUAACAGACUCAACAUGGGGUGUGUUAAACAUGAUACCAAAGACCAACUUCCCCGAUAUCCGCAAAGUCUUCGUCGUCCAUUCAACCCGCGGCACCGUCAUGGGCGUCCCAAGAGAAGACAAGCUCGUCCGAUUCUACAUCAGCAUGGACGGCGGCCACCGCAACACAUCACUUGAUGCAAAGAGCGUCACCGCAGAAAACAUCGUCACUGCCGCGCAAGCUAUUCUUCAUCCGUAUACUCUUGAGGCAGGCAACAUCCCCUGGUGGUCAGCCUACUGCGUCGGACAACGAGUCGCCGACGAAUUCUCUCACCAGAACAGAAUAUUCCUUGCUGGAGAUGCCGUUCACACUCACUCACCGAAAGCUGGUCAGGGUAUGAACACCAGUAUUCAGGACGGGUACAAUAUUGGCUGGAAACUCCGGUACUGUCUUGAGCGCAAAUGUGACACGGCGCUACUUUCGACGUAUGAAAGCGAGCGUCGUCCGAUUGCACAGGCUCUGAUCAACUUUGAUAGAGAGUAUCUCGAGUUCUUCGCCAGAACUGACACAACCCAUGAUGAGUUCUUGAAAGCAUAUGUUGCGGCUCAGAAGUUUACAACCGGAAUCGGGAUCCAAUAUCCUACCUCGCUGGUUGUGCAGACGAUGGAGACACAGGCGCAGUCACAUUUUCUGGCUACGAAAUUGGCUCAUGGAAUGCGUCUCCCGGAUUUCCAAAUGGUGAAUCAGUCAGAUGGCGUCCCAAUUCGUGCUUACCACCGAUUAAGCUCUGACGGCCGCUUCCGCAUUCUUGUGUUUCCCGGCGAUAUUGCUGAGGGCGCUGCUACGGACCGAUUCAGUCGUUUGGGAGACAGGCUUGCCAAAGGCUUGACUCGAAAUCCUGGAGUGGAGAUAAUCACAGUUCACAGUUCGAGACGUGCAGAUGUUGAGUUGAUGGAUUUGCACCCCGUUUUCAGGCCCUGGGAUGAUGAGAAUGGGUGGAACUAUUGGACUGUGUACGCUGACGACGACAGUUAUCACGAUGGUCAUGGGCAUGUAUAUGAAAGGUGCGGAAUUGAUAGAAAUACCGGUUGUAUAGUGUUAUUGCGACCUGAUGGAUAUGUCAGUCUCAUCUGCGGCUUGGAAGAUACUGGUGCUAUAGAAGGAUUCUUCGAUAGGCUAAAGGUGAAGGAGGUAGUCGUGGACAUUGGGAAAAAGGAAGUCAACGGUGAUAUAAGAGGCGAUGUUCUUACUCUUGGAUCUCUAAUUCAGGUUUAG
Molecule: messenger RNA, 1842 nt
Organism: Pochonia chlamydosporia 170
Lineage: Eukaryota; Fungi; Ascomycota; Sordariomycetes; Hypocreales; Clavicipitaceae
Product: FAD binding domain-containing protein
Exons: 4
Coding region: 1-1842 (613 amino acids)
Molecular function (GO): FAD binding
Source: RefSeq, a predicted model, not a curated record